Molecule: messenger RNA, 3918 nt
Organism: Orbicella faveolata
Lineage: Eukaryota; Metazoa; Cnidaria; Anthozoa; Scleractinia; Merulinidae
Source: RefSeq, a predicted model, not a curated record
CGGAUCCUGGAAUCGAACUCGGGUCCACUAUUUCAGAUUGGAAGAUGAGUUUGGUAACCAUUGUACCACUUAGGAAAACUUGCCCGAAAACGAAUGAUCAGAAAAACAAAGCAUUCCAGCCUUAUCUCAAAUUAGUUAACAAAUAUGCGAAUUAGCUAACAACUAUGUGACACAUGUUCACGUAACCUGACAAACUUCUCGCCAACUGACAAACUUCUUGCAAACUGACAAACUUCUCGUGAACAGACAAACUCCGCGGAUGCCGACAGAGUGUGGCUAGUUACCCACACUAAAAUCUAUGUAUUACGGUACUCAUAUCUGGAGCCCUUUUCAAAAUUACCCAAGAGCACACGCUUGACUUAAUUUUACGUGUGUGUAUGAGCACACGCAACAUCAAGUCGCUUUCAAAACAUGAUCGAAGUGAAGUACACGCGAGAUUAGCCCGGCUUCUGUAAUCUAUUCCAUUAUUCGGCUAAUGUCACUCUGGAUAUGUCUGAUCAUGGUCUUUUACGUGGCUCGUUAACAUAAAAUUAAAUGUAUUUUUGUUUCGUGCACAAUUCAAGCACACGCAUACCAGGUCACAAUAAAAUGAGGAGGUCAAACAUUAUAUUUAGGAUUUCAUUGCACACGGCUGUUUCACAUAGAUGGGAUGAGAGCUACUUGUAGACUCAUCGGAGACUUUUUUUAGAUCCAGCUUUAUACUCAGUUUAGUCAAGUGAUAUAUAAAGAAAUAAAAAAUCGGGUGCAAAUAUAAAACGUGGUAAAAACCUUGUCAAGAGUGGGAGACGGUAAGCAUUUGCAUUUUCGCAAAUUCGUCAUCUGACUGUAAACUGGCACAAUUCAAUAUCAACAUCUUUCACUCUCCAGUUGCAGCUCUAUAUGAAUGAAAGGCAGCAAGAGCUCGAGACGAUGAUAGUCUCUGAAGGCAGAAAUACCAUCAUAUCUAGGAAACUUAACUACUUAUUAUUAAUUAAACUUAGGAUGUAAACAGCAAUUGAAAUAUUCAUAACCCAGUAGGAGCACCUGGGAGGGGCUCGAAGGGAUGUACAAACAUUUAAGUACUAAUAGUUUUGAUCAGGUGUCUGAAAAGAGAAAACAAACCCACAAAUAAUUACUUUCGUCACUUAAAAUCAAUGUUUCUGUUGCCAUUCAUGUUAAAUUAGCUGAAAAAUUGUGGAAAAAUCCACCUGGGGAGGUCUCCCCCACGAUCCCGACCCCUCUAAACUCGUACUUCACGUGAUUACCAACAACCAUGACAGUUAGAUGAAUUGAAAUUUUCAAUUACUCCCUGUCGUCGAAGCUACGCGAUCUAUUCACUUCUUCUCUUGUUUCUCCGAGUAUAGAGUCUGUAGACGGUCUUUGGUUUACCUUAAAGUGACACGUGGACUUUAUUGGCAUUCCUUUUGAUCUUUAUGGUGCAGACUGGAUGGGCCGCCCAGUGUGACAAGUAUGUAGGGCCAGCAGGCCCUACCGAGUGCAUUUUAUUACCGCGAUACAAUAACCAAUAUCAGUGGGCAACCUGCCUGUCAAAUGUCUACAUCAAACUAAAAAGUAGCCACAAACACUAUUGCCUCGACCCCUUUGCAACUUAUUGCUGGUACCAAUGUAUGGUUGAGGUACAUAGCAAAAAUUAUGGCCCAGUGACAGAAGAUUGCUCUUGUGAACCUGGUAGUCCAACGUCUAAUCCCUACACGGCCAUUCCCACCACACCCCUACCCCCGGAGUGCUACAGCCCACCUGGAGAUUCCUGUGAUUGGUAUCGAAACUGCUUGGAAAAGAAGCACCCUUGCGAAGCUUCAAGCAAUGCUUACGCAAUAACUUACGCUGAGAAGUUUUGCAAGUUGUUUGAUGAACGAAGGGCCAAGUUCAGUGCAGACGCACAGAAAUGGAUGGAUGGUGUUCGCAAAUGUCUCCAGGUUUCUCUUGUACCCUUGAUGCGCCCUUGGGAUGAUUCAACAUGCGAAGAAAUACGAGCAAAAGCAUUUGCUUCUCACACUCCAUGUUACCUGGAACCGGACAAGGACGUGCCUUCAAUUUGUGAUCUCGAUUACCUUCAAUACGUCAAGAUAUUCUGGACCAUUAAGGGCUCUUUCAUCGACCUAGAUACAGCAUGGGAAUCCUUGAAAGGAAUGUGGAACAUAGCAGCUGAAUGCAAAUCGUCUAAGAUCAGGCAGACUUUCGAAUCAGCCAGAGAAACAUAUAACGAUGUGAUCAAAUUUUUCAAGAUACAAAUCCAAAGAUUCAAGCAAAAAAAACGGCGUUCUUCUGAUUCCAUUCCAGACGCUGAUCUGCAAAGUCGGUUCGCGGAUGGAGUCGGUUCAGUCAUUGCAAAUACCUUGAAGUGGAACAUGGACGUGAUGGACUGGCUUGCCUACACUGAUGCUGCGAUUGAUCUUGAUAAUCUGGACAUCUACAUAGUCUUAGCCGACAAAAAGGCCCUGGGUAUAGUUACCACGUCUGCUCCAUCUGUUGACUUCAACCAGACCGUUCAAGAGUUUGCCUCAGCUGUGAAAAAUGGAACUCUUCCCUUGCAGGUGGAUGGCUACAAAGUUUUGGUAAAGUCUUUGGCUUCGUGCUCAGAUAAAUCAUGCAACAGCACCCAGACACUGGCAGUUUCAGAUAAGCCUCCAUUGAGUGGUGCAGCCUGGAUCUCUCACGGUAACGUUGGCCUGUGUGGAGCCAUUGCCUUGUUGAUCAUGUUCAUGAACACGCUCUUAUUGUAACAAGGAGUCAUGAUGUUUUAAACAAACUACUGAUUUAUACUGUGAGUGUGAGAAGUAUGUUAGCCAAGCCCGGGCGAACAUAAGUAAUAUGUAACAUUAAUCUUCCGUUUUCAUUUAAUUCGUUAUGUUAAAAGUAUCGCACGUUGCUAGUCGUACGUUAAAAACAAUAACCAAAAUAAUAUGCCAAGUUUACUUAUUUGCGUUCUUUUUACUAACUUAAACCAGUGUUCAAACAGUUGAAAGAAAAACCAAGACAUAAUUGUAAUCGUCUUCUAAUUUGUAUUCAGUGUGUUUUAAACUUAUGAAAAACACUGGUGGAAAUUCAAGAGAAUUUCGAUCAGCAAAAUAUACUUAUUCCCACGUAUAUUGCGUUCCGUAGAUGAAGAAAUAAUGUUGUUAGUUAAAAUAUAAGCUAGCGGCUGCAAGGUAUGUUUGAAUUAUGUAGUGAUUGAGUGAUUCUAGACUUGGAUCAGCGUGAUAUUCUCUGCCGUGCUUAAAAAACCUCCCUAGUAACACUUAUUAUAAAACAUGUCUCCAAAAUUGCUAAAAAUUUACUGAUCUAUAUUGCUCUUCUAGCUAAUUGCAAGCUCACACAACUUAAUAGGUCAGGAGCACGGACGUUCAGCCACAUCAAUUUCAAUCGGCUUAUGCGUGCCAGAGAAUCAGGCCGAAAAUUUCAGACACGAUUACAUAUAUCUCAUCUUCAGCUGAAGGAAACCUUUAUCUGCAUUAUGAUAUUGCAGCCUUGAACGAAUUUCUGAGUAAAAUCUUGAAACAAAACUGCUCUUGAACUUUUCGUUCUGUAAUACUGAACCAGGCGUGCCAUAUAAACAAAACAGCCCUUAAAUUGCUUGACAGGUUCUUGGUAACGCUUCACUGCCUCUUCCUGUUUUGACUGCUCAGAAACAAAAGACUGACUCGUUUAAUUAAUAGACCUACCAAAUUAAUAGAUAUUCUUAGUAGACUUACAGGGCCGUUCUGAAAACCACUUCAUGUGAGAUUGCCCCCCUGUAUAAGUAUUAUUAUCAUUAUCAUUGUCAUUACAGUUAUCAAGUACCGGUAACGGCACAUGCGACUGAUUUGGUUAAAGUUUUGUCGAGCGUCACUGCUGGGCUUACUAAAUUUAAUUUAUAAUAACAGAAUUUCUUCAUUUAGAGUGAUGCCAUCAGAAUAAAACAUUGUUUUCAAUACUUCA